This is a messenger RNA of Haliotis rufescens (red abalone), 895 nucleotides long. RefSeq lists its product as uncharacterized. Gene Ontology annotation, cellular component: extracellular region. Gene Ontology annotation, molecular function: chitin binding. The record is from RefSeq and is a predicted model, not a curated record. The transcript has 4 exons. NCBI's taxonomy places the organism in Eukaryota, Metazoa, Mollusca, Gastropoda, Lepetellida, Haliotidae. Bases 90 to 554 code for a protein of 154 amino acids.
UACGUGCCCCCCUCACACAUAUAAAUACUAGGUGGACGUAGGUAUCGCCAGUCCAGCAACAGUCGACACAAGGAGUGCAAUAUUUCAAAAUGUAUCUGCUACUGAUCGCCGCUACCUGCCUCGCCGUGGCGAGUGCUAGAAACCUCCCUACAGACUUCAACUGUACGGGGCUGCAGAACGGUCUGGCGUGGUGGGGUUGCAGGUCGUACGGCCGCUGUGACAACGGGGAACACGACCAGACCGACUGUGUCAACGGCACAGCAUACGACCAGCUCGACGGCGUGUGUGUGCCGGAGGACCGUGCGGCAUGGCCAUGCAACAGGGUCGCGGACUGCACCGCCCUCAACUCCACCGUCCACCGCAUCCCAGAGCUGGACAGUCAAGGCGAAUUCGAACCCUGCCGCUUCUACUAUACCUGUAACUAUGGCAACUAUGCCGGACAUCAGAUGUGUGGACAAGGUUUAGUCUACAGCGAAGAAGCUCAAAACUGCCUGACCCCUGAAUUCGUGCCUCCUCCAUGUGGCACACUGAACGCCCCUCUAGACACCCUCUAGACGCCCGGCACAUUGUACACAUAUCAACAUUCCUCAUUUCAAGAUCUUUAUUACAUUUUAUGUACAUUUCGACACAUUUUCCAACCUGCGCAACUGUAAUUUCUUUGUCCGUUUCUACCUGAUUUCGACUUUCUAACUACGUCACAUCCUCUGCGAUGCGCAUGCGCGCCAGUAUUUGUGGGAGUACGUGGACCUUGCAGGCAUGUAUAUACAUACGACCACAGCGAGAUGAUUAUAAAGCUUGACUAUUUCAAAGUCUGAAGUUUGUAUAUAAAAUAUGCCUGUAUUUUUGUAUUUGUUGUAUAUUUUAUCUUUGAAUAAAUAUUUAUUGGCAAAGCAAA